AUGAAUAACUAUGUACAUCCUAACUCUGCACGAUGUGAUAAAAGUGAGAUUGAUUUAUUUGAUAUUCCUUCUACGCAACUCAGUUUGGAAAAAGGACGAUGGAUUGAUUAUCACGCACUCUCUAGUGUAGAAAAUGAUGAUGGACCAAUUACAUUUCUAAUAGCAGGUACCGAAGAUUAUAUUGAUAUGUCAAAAAUGAUUCUUGUAAUUGAACUAAAAAUGACAAAAUCCGAUGGUACCCCUCUAGGAGGGAAUGAACAAUCAAGUGUAGCUCCUAUUAACAAUUUUCUACAUAGCUUGUUUAAACAAGUUGAUGUUUACUUAAAUGGAAAACAAGUUACACCAGCAAUGGGUACUUAUGCUUAUCGUGCCUAUUUGGAAACCCUCCUAAACUAUGAUGUCUCAGCAAAACAAUCUCAGCUCACCUCUGCACUAUACUACAAAGAUACCCCCGGACAUAUGGACAGCACAGGAAGUCUUCCAACGGAAGAAUCUGUUACAGUUGUUACGGGGCAUACCAAGUCUAGUAGUAACAUCUGGAAUGCUCCCACAACAAAACUCUGA
Dendronephthya gigantea is the source of this 564-nucleotide messenger RNA. RefSeq lists its product as uncharacterized. The transcript has a single exon. The record is from RefSeq and is a predicted model, not a curated record. Lineage: Eukaryota; Metazoa; Cnidaria; Anthozoa; Malacalcyonacea; Nephtheidae. The coding region runs from base 1 to 564 and encodes 187 amino acids.